AGGCUAUUACUGAUUGAGAAAGACAAAAACACAGGACACUGAUAACGGCGAACUCAAAGUAAAACUGAUUUCCCAACAAACUCUUUCUGCAUUUAACAGCAUACUGGCCUAAAACUGCUGUCAGGCUCCCUCGGUAUGACUGGGUGUUUUGCGCACGUAAAAGCGGGGUAUGUUGUUGAGAGUCCCCCCAACUCCCCCUCUGAUCUGCUUCGUCCAAUGAUCGCGUCGAGGGCGAGUCGGGCCUCAUCGACGAAACGAAGGAGACGGUGGGGGAGGGUCACGUGUGUAUACACUGUAGGGUUCAGUACCACUCAAUUCGUAGUAAGUUGUCAACGUCCUCCCCUUUCGAGAACAAACCUCGUCAGACUGGAAACUGUAUCGCUAAAUGCUGCAGUAGCCUAAGUACCUACGCAAAAAGUAAUAGAUCUAACUAUACCGUUUUUGUAUUUUUUUCUUCCGAAUAGAAAAGGAUACGACGUUUGUUACAAGUGAACACCAAAUGUAAUUACAGAGAAAUGUCAGUGGAAGUACAGCAAAACCCGAUGCCUCCGUAGACUUGUCGCCGUGCCAAAUCUGUACUUUUCUGCCAGGCCAGUGCACCAGUGCAGCCCUCUCUCAGAGCCCUAGCUAUGUGGAGCUGUAUGGCUUACAAUGAGACGGACUCCAGCCCCGAACACCGGCUCUGCCAGGACUUUGGCCUUGUCCUUUCCGUCUUCUCCUUGUUCUACCUCAUGGUGUGCUUCCCCGUAGGGCUCUGCUACAACGCCCUGCUGGUGGUGGUCAACCUCUCCAACAAAAUGUCCAUGACCAUGCCAGACGUCUACUUCGUCAACAUGGCCAUCGCUGGCCUGGUCCUCAACCUGGUGGCCCCCGUGGAGCUGCUAGGCCCUAGCUUCACACGAUGGCCUGUGUGGGAGUACAACAAUGAGAUCUACAUCACCCUGCUCAUCCUCUUCAAUAUCUCCUCCCUGGUCAUCAUGUACUCCACCACGCUGCUCAGCCUGGACUACUACAUCGAGCGAGCCCUGCCGCGCACCUACAUGUCCAGCGUGUACAACACCAAGCACGUGUGCGGCUUCAUCUGGGGCGGCGCCGUGCUCACCAGCUUCUCCUCGCUGCUCUUCUACGUGUGCAACCACGUCUCCACCAAGAUCAUCGAGUGCUCCAAGAUGCAGAACAAGGAGGCUGCGGACGCCAUCAUGAUGUUCAUCGGCUACGUGGUUCCGGCCGUGGCCGUGCUGUAUGCUUUCGUGCUCAUCCUGCGUAUUAGGAAGGAGUCCACCCCGCUGGACCAGGACUCAUCCCGGCUGGACCCUUCUAUCCACCGGCUGCUGCUGGCCUCUGUCUGCAUGCAGUUUGUCCUAUGGACCCCGUACUACAUGACUCUACUGGUACACACUAUAGCCGGGGCGCCGGGGAGCUACGGCAGCAACAACAAACAGCGGCUCACAAUUUACUUCUUCCUGAGGUGUCUGUCGGAGCUGCUGGCCUUCUCCAGUAGCUUCGCCAUGCCUCUCAUGUACAGGCAGAUGAACAAGAACUUCUCCCACAAGCUGCAGCGGCUGCUAAAGAGGCUAAACUGCAGGGACACAUCCUGCCCUCACGAACACUCCUCAGUGCAGCAGGUGGCGACGUGAGACAGGGCCAGGCCUUACUAACCCCUAACCUCUUACCCAGGCUGCACUUAUUAUCACAGACCCCACAGAGCCCACAACACGUGGCCUUAGAAGUCAGCCACAGGUCCACUGCUGCCGCUCUGGCUGGAGUCUUGACUUUUAAUGAAACUAAGGAAUCUUCAGUGACUUUCUAGAACUUAACUUUCUUUGUCCAUUUCUGUAGCGAGAGGAUGAACCAAGUAGAAACCACUAAGUGCAUUAGCAAGCUUGUCACUUGGAUACUUGGUUGUGAGAUUGGGGGCGCAAAGCCGUUGUAAUGCGGUGUCUCUUCUAAUACACACAUGGGUGAUUCACCAACAUAGGCUGUAGAGAUAUUGCGCUGCACACCAAAACGGACAAUGAGUUAUACUAUUGGAGUAACAAUUGUUUUUAUAUCUCAUGUGUCAAUCAGCAUGUUACUACUAUGCAUGUAGCUGGUAGUAGGUUGGAAGUGGAAUACAAUCUGUUUAUGACCCUGUCAGACCACCCAGUGCCCCGGAGCCUGAGGCCAUGUCUCAUUGAAGAGUUCCUGUCCAGCCUCGCCCACAACACUCUGGAGGGGUCUCAAAUGGCACCCUAUUCCCUACAUAGUGCAUUACAUUUGACCAGAGCCCUGUGUGUCCGGUUAAACAGUAGUGCACUAUAUAGGAAAUAGGGUGCCAUUAUGGACACAUCCUCUGUCCUCCACUGUCUUGCACCUGGAAAAAACCUUUUGCCUGCUCGUCACCCUCAGCAGUUUACACAGUACUAUACAUGUACCUCGUUUAAUUUUACACCCCUACGGCAUUACAUAGGAUCAUGUGAACUACGGAGAGAACUCUCCACACAGCUUCUAUUCAGGGUUCAGGCAUGGCCAACUUGCCUCUUGUGUCCUAGAAUGCUCUCACUUAUCUGGCUGCACACAACACCCAGUCAUUGUGUGGGGAACAUUUGCCUUGGCUCAGUUUAUGUGAUGUCUAAAAGCUGCUUAGAGGCACAGAAGUGACCUGCACAGCUGCUUUGCUAUCUUGCUUCCCACUAAAGAGGAAGACUGUUUAUAUAUAAAACAUGUCCUAUUUAUAUUUCAGCUAAAUAAUGAACACGUCCAAUCACAUUUCACUCUUGGCAUGCUAUGGUGAUGUCCGUUAUUGCAUGUGAUUAUGUGAUGGUUUGAAGUGUUGAAGUCUUUGUUGCUAAUAUGAAAAGGUCAGUUUAGUCAUCUCCACUUUGAAAGAGACAAUACAAUGAUAAGCUGUAACCCAUUGUUUAAACAUGUUGCUUCUUGCUACUGCUGGUGUAUCAGGCCACCUCAUGAUAAGUAUUGACUUAAUUAAAAGCUCAGCAAAACCCUUUGAGUUUCGUGCUGAGGAACCCUAAAAAUGAGUCCACACCCUGUUAAUCAUUAUUUAAGCUCUGGUCAAAGUCCUAAUUUAUUACAGUUGAAAUGCUCUUUCUGAGCAGUAGAGCAACAGAGGGACAGAUAUGUCACAUGUUCUGCCCUGCUACUACCAGAAACAAACAAAUGGCUUAUGUCUAGACUUAUAUUGGCUCAUUUUAAUUCCAGGGUUGUUGAAUGAUGGUAGAGUUCACUGAAAAUGUCAUGCAAGAGCCAGAAUCCUUUUUCAUUGUAUGGUAAAGUUAGUUAUACGCAAUGUUAAUCUACCUUUAGAUAUGACCGACAACACCAGGAAAUAAAGAAUGGUUAGGAAUAGGAACUGAAAUAGGAAACAGUAAAUUCUCACAGUUAAAGAUUCAGUCUGAGAUCUUAGGCACUUCCAACUUCCUAACAUAUCAUACGAAAUGGAUGACAUGGUACACAAUUCUUUUCUACUUUCAGGUACCAGUUUUGUCUCAAGAGCACUACUUUCAAAACUACUGGCUGAAAUGAUAGAAAACCUUUGGCACGUCACUUUAAUGUGAUUCUUAGUUUUCGAAGGACAGAUUCCAUCGCCCUUUACCUCCCCUUUAUGUUGUGCCGUUAUAACCCACCAAAAUGAGUAUAUACUUUUUUAAAGAACCAGUACUGUAUGUUUAUGGGAAACGCUAUUCUUUUAAAUCCACGUAUAUAAGCAGAGAUAAGAAUGUAUUUUAUUUCAUGAGGUUUAGCUACAUAGGGCAAGAUGAAUCCAGUUUCAGAUGUGAUGAUUUUGUGACUGUGUAUAUACCAGUAUAUAUGUAUAAUAUGAAAUAUCUGUAUAUAUUGUAUGUUAGAGAUUUACUGGAAAAACACCAUGUCCUCUCACAAAUACAGUAUUAUUUUCUCAAAUAUAUAUUUAGAUACUGUAGCUUCAGUAAUCUUCUCUAUUGUCGGUUGAGUCAAAGACUGAUUACACAAUAAACUAACACGGGAAUUAAACACAAUGUCUGUUCUUUUAGUUUCUCUUUGUCUUGAUGUUCACAGUGUUCUUUUGACAUUUUUUGCUAAUGUCAACUGUAUCCAGUCUCCACGGUACAUUGUCAUGAAUAUAAUAUAAUAAAUAAUAAUGACAAAUCCAUGUCAAAAUAGA
Molecule: messenger RNA, 4141 nt
Organism: Oncorhynchus keta (chum salmon)
Lineage: Eukaryota; Metazoa; Chordata; Actinopteri; Salmoniformes; Salmonidae
Product: probable G-protein coupled receptor 146
Exons: 2
Coding region: 630-1637 (335 amino acids)
Biological process (GO): G protein-coupled receptor signaling pathway
Cellular component (GO): membrane
Molecular function (GO): G protein-coupled receptor activity
Source: RefSeq, a predicted model, not a curated record